Betta splendens (Siamese fighting fish) is the source of this 2980-nucleotide messenger RNA. It is a transcript of the gene pygl, whose product is annotated as phosphorylase, glycogen, liver. Bases 70 to 2631 code for a protein of 853 amino acids. The record is from RefSeq and is a predicted model, not a curated record. Gene Ontology annotation, molecular function: pyridoxal phosphate binding; glycogen phosphorylase activity. NCBI's taxonomy places the organism in Eukaryota, Metazoa, Chordata, Actinopteri, Anabantiformes, Osphronemidae. Gene Ontology annotation, cellular component: cytoplasm. Gene Ontology annotation, biological process: glycogen catabolic process. The transcript is spliced from 20 exons.
UCCCAGCUUCACUUCCAGUCGGACAGAGUCGAGUCGAACAACCCCGGGGCCCAAUCCGCACCUUCCAGCAUGGCGACACCUCUCACCGACCAGGAGAAGCGCAAGCAGAUCAGCAUCAGGGGCAUCGUGGGAGUGGAGAACGUCGCGGAGCUGAAGAAGGGCUUCAACCGGCACCUGCACUUCACCCUGGUCAAAGACAGGAACAUCGCCACUCCCAGGGACUAUUACUUUGCCCUGGCUCACACUGUGAGAGAUCACCUGGUUGGGAGGUGGAUCAGAACCCAGCAGUUUUACUAUGAGGCAGACCCGAAGAGGGUGUACUAUCUGUCUCUGGAGUUCUACAUGGGCAGGACGCUGCAAAACACCAUGAUCAACCUGGGGCUGCAGAACGCCUGCGAUGAAGCCAUUUACCAGCUGGGCCUCGACAUGGAGGAGCUGGAGGACAUGGAGGAGGAUGCGGGGCUGGGCAACGGAGGCCUGGGCAGACUGGCAGCUUGUUUCUUGGAUUCUAUGGCCACGCUGGGUCUGGCAGCUUAUGGCUACGGCAUUCGCUACGAAUACGGGAUCUUCAACCAGAAGAUAAGAGACGGCUGGCAGGUGGAGGAGGCAGACGACUGGCUGAGGCACGGGAACCCGUGGGAGAAGGCGCGUCCCGAGUACAUGCUGCCCGUUCAUUUCUACGGACGAGUGGAGCAGACGAGAGAAGGCUCCAAAUGGGUGGACACUCAGGUGGUCCUGGCCAUGCCGUACGACACGCCCAUCCCCGGAUACAUGAACAACACUGUGAACACCAUGAGGCUCUGGUCGGCCCGCGCCCCCAACGACUUCAACCUGAGAGACUUCAAUGUGGGCGAUUACAUCCAGGCGGUUCUGGACAGAAACCUGGCCGAGAACAUCUCCCGCGUGCUUUACCCCAACGACAACUUCUUCGAGGGGAAAGAGCUCCGUUUGAAGCAGGAGUACUUCGUGGUGGCAGCCACACUCCAAGACAUCAUCCGCCGCUUCAAGACCACCAAGAAGGGCAACCCGAGCCGCACGUCCUUCCAGAGCUUCCCGGACAAAGUUGCCAUCCAGCUGAAUGACACGCAUCCGGCCAUGGCCAUCCCCGAGCUGAUGAGAAUCUUUGUGGACAUUGAGAAACUGGACUGGGACGUGGCCUGGGACCUGACCAGGCGGACCUUCGCCUACACCAACCACACGGUGCUGCCUGAAGCUCUGGAGCGUUGGCCCGUGGAGCUGAUGGAGAAGCUCCUGCCCCGACACCUGCAGAUCAUCUACCAGAUCAACCAGGUUCACCUCGACAGAAUCGCGGCUCUGUUCCCGAAAGACAUGGACAAACUGAGGAAAAUGUCUUUGAUCGAAGAAGACGGGUGCAAGCGGGUUAACAUGGCGCAUCUGUGCAUCGUGGGAUCUCACGCCGUCAAUGGAGUCGCUGAGAUACACUCCAAGAUCGUCAAGACUGAAGUAUUCCGGGAUUUCAGCGAGCUGGAGCCGGAGAAGUUUCAGAACAAAACCAACGGCAUCACUCCCAGACGCUGGCUGCUGCUCUGCAACCCGGGCCUGGCCGAGCUCAUCGCCGAGGCCAUCGGGGAGGACUACGUGAAGGAUCUCGGCCAGCUGCAGAAGCUGAACGACUAUGUGGACGACGUCGCCUUCGUCCGUGACGUCUCUAAAGUCAAACAGGACAACAAGGUGAAGUUCGCCCACUACCUGGAGAGAGAGUACCGGGUCAAGAUCAACGCCGCGUCCAUGUUCGACGUGCACGUGAAGAGGAUCCACGAGUACAAGCGGCAGCUCCUCAACUGCCUGCACGUCGUGGUCAUGUACAACCGCAUCAGGAAGAACCCCACAGCACCGUUUGUUCCACGGACAGUGAUCAUUGGAGGGAAGGCUGCGCCCGGGUACCACAUGGCCAAAAUGAUCAUAAAGCUCAUCACCUCAGUGGCCGACGUGGUGAAUAACGACCCCGUGGUGGGAAACAAGCUGAAGGUCAUUUUCCUGGAGAACUACAGGGUGUCUCUAGCGGAGAAAGUGAUCCCUGCCACCGACCUGUCGGAGCAGAUCUCCACUGCCGGGACUGAGGCCUCAGGAACAGGGAACAUGAAGUUCAUGCUGAACGGAGCUCUGACCAUCGGCACCAUGGACGGCGCCAACGUGGAGAUGGCCGAGGAGGCCGGCGAGGAGAACCUCUUCAUCUUUGGCAUGAGGGUGGAGGACGUGGCUGAACUGGACCGGAAAGGAUAUGACGCCAUGGUGUACUACAAUAAGCUUCCUGAGCUGAAACAAGUGAUGGACCAGAUCACAAGUGGAUAUUUCAGCCCUAAAAAUCCAGAUCUUUUCAAAGACCUCACAAACAUGCUCUUCAAAUAUGACCGUUUUAAAGUCUUUGCAGACUUUGAAGACUAUAUAAAAUGCCAGGAGAAGGUCAGCAAGCUGUACGAGAAUCCAAAGGAAUGGACAAAGAUGGUGAUCAGGAACAUCGCAGCCACGGGAAAGUUCUCCAGCGACAGAACCAUCAAAGAGUACGCGACUGAGGUGUGGGGGGUCGAGCCCACAGACCUGAAGAUCCCCGCGCCCAACGAGCCCAGAGAGGCCAUCGAAGAAACAGCCAGAGCUCUGAAGAAAAUGUAAGGUUGUGUCUGACAACCAGGGCUGUCUUCGUGUUUACGACACAUUAGCUGUGCUUCUGUGCCUUCAGUCGCGUUAGCACGUCGUCAUUUCCUGCACAAAGCCUCAAACGCGUCUGUUACAGUCCUUCACGCUGUAAAUGUGGAGUCACUGAGCAGUGAGGUCAAAUAUUUUGAUCAUAUUUCACAUUCCCUAAGGAACGAUGGGAGUGAUGCUGAUGGUGAUAUUCAAGACUCUAGGCAGAUUUUAUUUGCAUCUGUUUCACAGUUUAACGAGGAUUAGGGAAAAAUGUAAACCUACCUAAUUUCUGCUCUAAAGAAUUUUGUAGUGUUUAAAUAAAACAUGUACUAUA